GCUAAUCUAGAAAUCCAGUUACAGUCCAAGAGUAAAGAUAUAACUGAAAGUAAUAAUAGAUUACAUAAACUUCAAAGUGACUUGGAUAAAGCUGAAAUGAUGGUGGAUGAAAAAGAGAAGCAGAGUAAUCACUUUAAAGAAGAAGUCAGUCGAGUUAGAAUUCAACUCGAUCAGGUUAACAAUAAGGUGUUAGAUCUUGAAAACAAGAGUAAAAAAUUACAACAAGACUAUAAUCAGAGCGAAGGAGAUCAGAAUAAAAUAAGAAGUCAGCUUGAAAAGAGCGAGACAGCUAAUCAAGAAUUAGAGAAGACAAAGAAAGAAUUGACCGACAAGUUAGCGGCAAUAAAUCAUUCCCUUAAUACACAUGAUCAAACUGUAGCCGAGAUUAAAAACAAAAUGGAGGCUGCUGAAAAAGAAAAGAAUUCAGUUGUUUCAAAGUUUGAAUCCAAAGAUAAAGAAAUAGAGACAAUGAAGGCUGAAGUCAGCAAAUAUAAACUUGAUAAAGAACAGGCGGAGCAAAUCAACAAUGAACUUCGUGCUAAAAUGAUGGACAAAGAUCUCGACCUGGAAUCAGCACAGGCCGAAUGUGAAAGACUUCGCGUCAGGCUGGACAAAGAAACAAAAGAUCUAGAAAAGAAACAAAAAGAUUUAGAAAACGAAAAAAGUUCGUUGGAUGCUGAGUUGGGACGUAAGAAAGUCGAGAUAGAAAAUCUGAAAACCGAUCUACAGGAAGCGAAAGCGACGAUACAAUGUCUGCAACAGAAUCUUGAGACGAAGGAGAAAGAAUUUAGCAAGUGUACUACGAGCGUAGAGGAACAGAAACGAACAAAUGAUAGUCUGAUUUCAGAGAAAAACAAUCUGUUGGAGAAACUGAAAAAAUUGCAAGAGGAAUUCACCGAUAAAGACAACGAGCUGAAAGAACUUGUGAAAAAACUUUCAACCAAUGAGAGUGAGUUACAGAAAUAUAAAAAUCUAUCAGAAGACAAAGACUUACAACUUCAGAACAAGUGCGGAAUCAUUGAAUCACGUGAGCUAGACAUUAAAAAUUUGAAAGAGACACUUCGUGAUUAUGAGAUUCGUAUAGAAGAGACGAAACGACAAUCGGACGGCGAAGCAAAACACACGAAGGACGAAAAUAACAAAUUGCAAUCAGAAAUAUCAAAUCUAAAUAAACAAAUACAAACAUUGAACUCGGAAGCAAAAGAUAAAAAAGAGACGCUAACUCAGCUAAAUGGUGAAAUCGAGCAUCUUAAAUCGUCGCUCAGUGGGAAAGAGAAAGAUUUUGACGCACAGUGUAAAUUAACAGAAUCUGUAAAGCAUCAACUUCAAACGCUCUCCCAUGAUUCUGAGGUCAAAGCCAAAUCUUUUAGCGACGAAAAGGAGCGAUUGACGAAACAUUACGAGGAUGCUCUCUUUGAAAAAUCUACAGACAUUGAAAAUAAAGCAUCAGAAUUAACAACUCUGAAAUCAGAGCUGGACAAAGUCCGCCAUUGUUUUUCUGAUGCAAGCUCUCAUAAUGACAAGUUAAAGCAGGAGUUUUGUAGUCUACAGGAAGAAAAGCAGACGUUAGAGAAGCAGUUGGCCAAUAUCGUCCAGAAACAUGAAGAUUUACAGCAACAGGCGUCCAAUUCUAACGACGAACGACAAACAAAAGCGGAGAAUAUGAAACAGAAAGUUAACGCAUUAGAGCAAAAAAUGGAAGGCAAGUCAACUUAA
Messenger RNA from Patella vulgata (common limpet), 1716 nucleotides. RefSeq names its product ERC protein 2-like. The transcript is spliced from 4 exons. NCBI's taxonomy places the organism in Eukaryota, Metazoa, Mollusca, Gastropoda, Patellidae. The record is from RefSeq and is a predicted model, not a curated record. Bases 97 to 1716 code for a protein of 539 amino acids.